CAUUCAGGUCAUCGAGUUCAACGCGCAUGCGCCUAUCUGGGUAACGGCCCUCCAUGAAGGCUUGUUUGCGCGUGCGUGUGUUGUGCUGGUUUCAGCGGGAUGUGGCGGGCCUUGAGGAAAUGGCGUCCAGUAUACUGGCAAAAGGGGAUCAGCACUCAUUGUAUUCCAUCGACCAGUAACACUUCUGAUAUGCCAAUGACGUUGGAAAAUCCUUACAAAGAACCCCCCAAGAAAUGCAUUCUGUGUGGUGUUUCAGUGGACUACAAGAACGUACAGCUUUUGUCCCAGUUUAUAUCUCCAUAUACGGGUCGUAUCUUUGGGAGACACAUAACAGGUUUGUGUGGAAAGAAACAAAAACACAUUUCCAAGGCCAUCAAAAAAGCCCAGCAAAUGGGAUUUAUGUCAGUCACGUUUAAAGAUCCUGCUUUCCUAAAAGAUCCAAAUAUUUGUGAUUUCAAACUUCGAGAAUGAUCCUCAACCUCAGUGACUAUUUAUGGUGCAGUGCUCUGAAGAUUUUCAUUUUAUAUUUCUAGAAUCAAUAAAGUGUAUUAAAUGUUGAUGCAUGGAAAGAUUUGUUCUACACAAAUAAACUUUCAAUGCAAAAGAGAA
This is a messenger RNA of Chiloscyllium plagiosum (whitespotted bambooshark), 609 nucleotides long. It is a transcript of the gene mrps18c, whose product is annotated as mitochondrial ribosomal protein S18C. Gene Ontology annotation, molecular function: small ribosomal subunit rRNA binding; structural constituent of ribosome. The record is from RefSeq and is a predicted model, not a curated record. NCBI's taxonomy places the organism in Eukaryota, Metazoa, Chordata, Chondrichthyes, Orectolobiformes, Hemiscylliidae. Gene Ontology annotation, cellular component: mitochondrial small ribosomal subunit; ribosome. Gene Ontology annotation, biological process: mitochondrial translation.